This is a messenger RNA of Periophthalmus magnuspinnatus, 2547 nucleotides long. It is a transcript of the gene crlf1a, whose product is annotated as cytokine receptor-like factor 1a. The record is from RefSeq and is a predicted model, not a curated record. Gene Ontology annotation, molecular function: cytokine receptor activity; protein binding. Gene Ontology annotation, cellular component: external side of plasma membrane. NCBI's taxonomy places the organism in Eukaryota, Metazoa, Chordata, Actinopteri, Gobiiformes, Gobiidae. Bases 334 to 1518 code for a protein of 394 amino acids. The transcript is spliced from 9 exons. Gene Ontology annotation, biological process: cytokine-mediated signaling pathway.
AUCAACUUGUCCAUGAUUUAGCUGCAGGAAGCUUUAAAAAGGCAGCAGACAGCCACCAGGGCGGGAUAGACGCACUCUUUUUCACCCGUCUUUGCAGUAACGUGCCGCCGUAUGGAUUCUCGACUGGAGGAGUUUUUCCACUGGGUCACACUCCGUAGGACGCGUCUUCACUUCGGCUCGGACUCUUCACCUACUCCGGAACACUGACUUUGAACUGUGCUGUGCUUUUUUCAGCUCUCUCCUCUGUGCGUAAUUUAGACGAUCGGUGCAGCGACAUCCGAACAACAGCGAGGAGAGGAACGCAACUGACUUUUCAGGACAAAGUUUGGGAAAAUGGAAGUCGUGUGGUUGGAUCUAGUGUUGCUUUUGCCCAUGCUGCAGAUCCCCGGCGUGCUAACACUGUCCACACAUAUGGCUUCCAUCUAUCCCCAGGAUCCUGUCCUGCGCAUGGGCUCCAACCUGACGGCCAGCUGCUGGGUGCACCCUGAGCUGGGGGUGCAUGCCAGCUCUCUGUUCUGGACCCUGAACGGCCAGCCUCUGGCCAGCUCUCUGUACAGAGUGCUCAGCCCCAACAACCUCAGUGUGACGCUGGUAGGACUCAACGCUUCCAGCCAAAAGUCUGGUGACAACCUGGUGUGUCACAACCACAAGGGCCACAUCCUGGCCGGCUCCUGCCUCUACGUCGGCAUGCCUCCACAGAAGCCAAUGGCUCUGACCUGCUGGUCCAGGAACACCAAAGACCUAACCUGCAGCUGGGCCCCAGGGGGAAGAGGAGAGACCAACAUCAGCACACACUACACCCUGAAGUACAAGCGCAGGUGGUACGAUGAGGAGAAGAAGUGUGAGGACUACAGCGUAGGCCAGCCCUACUCCUGUCGCAUCACCAGAGACCUGUACCUGUUCACACCCUAUGAGAUCUGGGUGGAGGCCUCCAACCAGCUGGGCUGGGAAGUGUCUGAUGUGCUCACUCUGGACAUCCUAGACGUGGUGACCACCGACCCCCCCUCCGGAGUGACGGUCAGCCGCGUGGGGCAGUUGGAGGACCAGCUCAGUGUGCGCUGGGAGGCUCCGCCCGCUCUCAAAGACUUCCUGUUCCAGGCCAAAUACCAGAUCCGCUACAGACUGGAGGACAGCCAAGACUGGAAGGUCAUAGAAGAUGUGGGGAACCAGACUUCGUGCCGACUGGCUGGACUCCGACCGGGAACAGUCUACUUUGUCCAAGUGCGCUGUAACCCUGUGGGCAUCUACGGCUCUCGCAAAGCUGGCAUCUGGAGUGAGUGGAGUCAUCCGACUGCAGCCUCCACCCCGCAGACUGUGAUCCUAAGCGGCUCGUGCGACUCCAAAUCCAGCGCCGACUCUAACUCCACUCUGCGCCGCGAGCUGAAGCAGUUCUUCGGGUGGGUGCGCAAACACGCCUACGGGUGCAGCAGCAUGUCCAUGAAGAUGUACGACCAGUGGAGGGGGCUCAUGCAGAAGUCGCACAAAACUCGCAACCAGGUAGGUUCUACAAGGGGAUAAGUCAUAGCGUGGGAUUUCGGAUGGACGAAACAACAAAAAAGACUUAUUUUUUGGAACGAAUUUUUCGCCUGGAUUGCGUUCAGCUCGGUGGAUACGGAGGUGGACAUUUGGUUUGCUAGUGCCACGAGGUCUAGCAAAGAGACACUUGAAAUGAGUGUAAGCUAGCAAAGCAAAGACAAUGCUACCAGCCAGAGGGAAAUAAGAAGAGCUCUUGGACUCAUAGCGCCCUCUUCUGUUUGGGAUGGCGUAGUUCAAACUCAAGUAAAAAUGGGAGUGACUGAUGCAAUGCCUUUAUUUUUGUACUGAGCUCAAACAACGUAUUUAAAACUGUGUAAAAGUUUUGUAAUGCUUAAAUUAUGUUAAAAACGUUAGCUGACUGAAGGCCUAUUCAACAGUUCAUUGUACAUUUCUUAUGCUGUGUGAGGAGUUAUAUAAAUAGUCCAUUGUAUUUUGUAUCAGUGAUAUAUUUUUAUUUAUUAUGUAUUGUCGUGUAUAUACUUGUAUCAACUGUUUGAAUGUGUAAAAGACAAAAGUUCAUUUCAUAUGUUGUUUAAUAAUAUCUGCAUUAGGGCUGCAACGAUUAAAUGGAGUAAUAGUGAGAAGUACUGAAAAUGUGUACUCAAGUAAAAGUACAGAGACACGGCAAAAAAAUGUACAGCUUCCAAAUUUGUACUCUAGUAAAAGUAAAAAGUACACAUGAAAAAUACUAGUUAAUUUUAGAUUUAUAACAGCAUUUUAGAUCAGCAUUCUUAACGAUGGAUGUAGUCAUUUUAAACCACAAUUUGAAUAUUCUCUGUUCAAUCAGAGCAGCAAAUGCAGUGACGUUUAUUUGUAGGAUUAGAAAGGAGCAGAUACAACAGUGAGACAGAUAUGGAUUGGGAUCAUUGGGACUUGUGCUGUACUCUUUACUCGUAUGAUUUUAAAUGCAACAAAUUAAAAUGACAUGGUUAGAAUUUUAAUCAAGUACAAGUACAGGUUUAAAAAUGUACUAAAAAAAGUAUAACUACCCCAAAAAUCUUCUCAAUUACA